AUGUCGUCGGACGUCUUCAGCUCCAGCUUCCGUGCCUUCUGUCAGGGCGUGCAGCACGCCGUCUCGUUGCACCGCAUCCUCCUCUUCUACCUCCAGUCUCGCCUCAUCUGCGUAUCCAGCGCCAAGUGCUUUGUGCUCAAUGGUCUGAUCUUUCUGGGAAGUAUCUACUUUUUCGACCAAGUCGUGAUCCCGGUCAUUCAUUUGUUCGGGGAACUGCUCCACCGCUCGUUAACGACCAAUGGGACAACGUCUCAAGUGGACGACGUCCGUGAUCGCGUCGAUGGCUUUGUGUUCCUACUGUACCAGGUGUUGUGGAUGUAUCCGAUCUACAGCAUCAGCUUUAUCCUGAAUACGAUUUGGUACCAAGAAAUUGCUGACGAUGCAUACGUGCAGCUUCAUGGCAAACCGUCACCUACUGCAGUAACGGAUAUGAUCCGAGAUGAGAUGUACCGUGCCAUCCUCGUGGCGUUCUUCCUGUUGCAGACCGUGCUGUCGUAUCUCAUUCCAGUCGUUGGUCCUGCUACGAGUUUCAUCCAUCUCAGCUGGCUGUACUCGCUCUACUGCUUUGAGUACAAGUGGUCGUUGGCGGGGUGGAGUCUGGAGCGACGACUAGCGCAUUUGGAGCAGAAUUGGGCCUACUUUGCUGGAUUUGGCAGUCCUUUCACGCUGGCCACGUUCUUUGUCCCGAACUUCGUGAGCAAAGGAAUAUUUGCUCUGCUCUUUCCAGUGUUUCUGCUCCAAGCGAUUGCGUGUGAUCCCGAGACAGAGGGCAAUGAAGCAUCGAAGAAGCUGCCGAUGUUCCGAUUCUCGCGCUGGUGGAGCUUGCAGUUGUUGCGGCGGAUCGGACAUGCUACAGGCCUGAAGACGAAAAAGCAGAGGGCAAUGGAAAAGCAGAAGCAAAGCAAACGGAGCUGA
Hyaloperonospora brassicae is the source of this 915-nucleotide messenger RNA. The record is from the annotation of a GenBank genome assembly. Lineage: Eukaryota; Oomycota; Peronosporomycetes; Peronosporales; Peronosporaceae.